Messenger RNA from Trichophyton rubrum CBS 118892, 1989 nucleotides. Its product is annotated as AGC/RSK/RSK-UNCLASSIFIED protein kinase. Bases 1 to 1989 code for a protein of 662 amino acids. Gene Ontology annotation, biological process: protein phosphorylation. The transcript has 5 exons. The record is from RefSeq and is a predicted model, not a curated record. Gene Ontology annotation, molecular function: ATP binding; protein serine/threonine kinase activity. Gene Ontology annotation, cellular component: cytoplasm; plasma membrane; nucleus. NCBI's taxonomy places the organism in Eukaryota, Fungi, Ascomycota, Eurotiomycetes, Onygenales, Arthrodermataceae.
AUGACGCAGUUAUUCAACUCCUCCGCCCCUGCGAAUCCGAAUUCAGAGAAACGGAAUUUCCCCGGCAUAUCAUUGACUGGAAAGAAGCAGGAGAAGCACGAAAAGAAUGAGAAGCAUGAGAAGCCUGCGAACGAUUCCUCGCAUUUCCCGACAAAACUGCGAAAUUUCUUUCGAAUAAAUAGCUCGUCGUCGACCACCAACUCGAAUAGCCAGGGGGGUUCAGGACAGAACUCCCAGCAAAACAAGAACUCCAACCUUACCGUACCCAAGCAAGAGUCCAAGUUUCAGUCCAGAUUCCUCCCUCACAUCGGCCGGAACCGGUCAACCACCGUUGCCAGUGAGGGAAACCCGCUGGACGACGAUGGCGUCUCCCCAACUGCACAUGCCAACCCAUACUUUGCGCAUCAGGGAUAUCCGGCCUUGAGGCAUAGAAAUGAUGACAGUGUUCCCUCAACUCCUCCAGAUACUCCCGGCAUACAUAUAGACGGAGCUCCGGGUGCAGAGCAGCCGACUGCAGCCAACAAAGAGGAGCUUGCAAGGAAACUCAGGAGAGUUGCCUCUGCACCCAAUGCGCAGGGCUUGUUUGCAACUGGGAAAUCAGAUGAACGCCCCCGGACGGCCGAGCUGGGCAAGGAACCUUUGGUCGAACAGGCGGGAGAUACUGCGAAACUAGGCUUCGUUGAGCAGCCAUCAUCGCAAAAUCUCACCGUCCCUGACGCAGACACCCUCGGCCCUAUUCCAGCGCCUGGACAAAUACGGAGUAAUGCUGGGUACAGACGAACCUAUAGUUCAAAUUCAAUAAAAGUACGCAAUGUGGAAGUUGGCCCAGGGAGCUUUGAUAAAAUAAAAUUGAUCGGCAAGGGAGACGUUGGUAAGGUAUAUUUGGUGAGGGAGAAAAAAUCCCAAAGAUUGUACGCCAUGAAGGUGUUGAGUAAAAAGGAGAUGAUCAAGAGGAACAAAAUAAAACGUGCGCUUGCAGAGCAGGAGAUUCUUGCUACAAGCAAUCACCCGUUUAUAGUUACUCUUUAUCAUUCUUUCCAGUCGGAGGAACACCUCUACCUCUGUAUGGAAUAUUGCAGUGGUGGUGAAUUCUUCAGAGCCCUUCAAACACGGCCUGGAAAAUGUAUAUCCGAAGAUGACGCUCGGUUUUACGCUGCUGAAGUGACUGCUGCUCUCGAGUAUCUUCAUCUCAUGGGCUUUAUCUACCGUGACCUUAAGCCAGAGAAUAUCCUACUCCACCAGUCUGGACAUAUCAUGUUGUCAGAUUUUGAUCUCUCCAAACAAUCCGGCCCAGGGGGUGCGCCGACUAUGAUCAUUGGCCGCAACGGAACUUCCGCCAGCUCUCUACCAACAAUUGAUACCAAGUCAUGUAUUGCCGAUUUCAGGACAAAUUCCUUUGUUGGGACUGAAGAAUACAUUGCUCCUGAAGUCAUCAAAGGAAACGGUCAUACCAGCGCCGUAGACUGGUGGACACUAGGCAUCCUUAUCUACGAGAUGCUCUAUGGUACAACCCCAUUCAAGGGCAAGAACCGAAAUGCAACAUUUGCAAAUAUCCUAAGAGACGAAGUUCCGUUCCCCGAGCAUGCUAACGUACAACAGCUUUCCAAUCUCUGUAAAGGGCUUAUACGUAAGCUUCUUAUCAAGGACGAGUGCCGUCGACUCGGCGCCCGCGCUGGUGCUUCGGAUGUCAAAACUCAUCCUUUCUUCAGACCCACUCAAUGGGCCUUGAUCAGACACAUGAAGCCUCCUAUGAUACCACAUCAGGGCAGAGCAAUCGACACAGUCAACUUUAGAAAUGUCAAAGAAAGCGCCAGUGUUGAUAUCGGCGGCUCCAGUAACUUGACUGGUGUACCAAUGGACUCUGGGCUAGCCACGCCGUUGGGAGAAGUCGCCGAUCCCUUCGAAGACUUCAACAGUGUUACACUCCACCAUGACGGUGACUAUCAUGAAAACCAUCUGGUUGACGACAGUAAUAUCCAUAAGAGCUGA